ACUUUUUUACGUGCAAUGGCCUUAAGGCCCUUAAGUAACGUCGAACGUAACCUCAUGGCUACUACAACCAUGCGUCUCUCGUGCAACAUGGCGACCGGCAAAGGACUGGCUGUGAUUUUCCGACAGAAAACUAUCAACUUGAUCGGCAAUAAUAAGCUAAACAAAUUUUCGUGCAAUGUUUUGCAACAGUGCAACACUUGUGAGCGACACAUGGCGACUAUUGCAUCGACUGUCGGUGGCUCAAAUCGCAGCAAAGCAGAGAAAGGUAACUUGGGAAGGAUAGCUCAGCCACACAGGGCCUUACAUUUAACAAAUAGAUUGUUGAAACGUAAUUAUUAUGAAAUUUUGGGAGUAUCUAAGAAUGCUUCAGCAAAAGAUAUAAAAAAGGCUUAUUAUCAACUCGCUAAGAAAUAUCAUCCUGAUACGAAUAAGAAAGACCCAGACGCCAGCAAAAAAUUUCAGGAGGUUUCUGAGGCAUAUGAAGUGUUGAGUGAUGACACCAAGAGAAAAGAAUAUGAUACAUGGGGCGCAACCUCUGAACAGAUGGGAAUGGGAAUGGGUCAGGGAUCGAGUCAGGGGCCCAAAAGCUACAGUCAACAUUGGCAAUAUAGAUCAACUAUUAAUGCCGAAGAAUUAUUUAGAAAGAUAUUUGGCGAUGCUGGAUUUCAAAGUACAUCUUUUAAUGAUUUCGAAGAUUUCACAGAGUCACAGUAUGGUUUUGGAGCAGCUCAAGAGGUGAUAAUGAAUUUAACGUUUUCUCAAGCUGCUAGAGGUGUGAACAAGGACAUCAAUGUGAAUGUAGUAGACAUUUGUCCAAAAUGUCAAGGUACGCGUUGUGAACUUGGAACGAAGCCGGUAAAGUGUCACUAUUGCAAUGGUACCGGAAUGGAAACAAUAAGCACUGGUCCUUUUGUGAUGAGCUCGACUUGUCGGUAUUGUCACGGCACAAAAAUGCACAUCAAGUUUCCUUGCACAGAAUGCGCAGCAAAAGGACAAACGGUGCAACGUAAGAAAGUAACCGUGCCAGUUCCAGCCGGAGUGGAGGACGGUCAAACGAUCCGCUUGGCGGUGGGCAGGAAGGAGAUAUUUGUGACAUUCCGCGUGGAGAAAUCUCGUUACUUCCGCCGUGACGGGCCUGACGUGCACACCGACGCGGAAGUCUCGUUGGCGCAGGCGGUGCUCGGCGGUACGAUACGAGUGGAGGGCGUGUACGAUAACCAGACUAUACAAGUAAUGCCGGGCACGUCGUCCCACACGCGGAUCCGUCUGAGCGGCAAAGGAUUGAAGAAGGUCGAUGGAAUCGGUUAUGGCGAUCAUUACGUGAACAUUAAGAUCACUAUACCUAAACAAAUGACUGAGAAACAGCAGGCGUUGCUCCAAGCGUACGCCGAGCUUGAGAACGACACCCCCGGCAGUAUAUACGGUGUAACAAACAAAACGGAUGGUACGAAAGAGUGCUACUCAGGUCCACUACACUUAGUAGAAUCCAUACGAACAGCAUUGGGAACCAUGUCUCAUCGCGAGGAACAGUCUUCUGAACCUGAGCAUCCAGGAGACAAGCCUCUUAAUAAUAAGUCUGUGCAUGCUACCAAAGAUACAUCGGAUAGAAAAAGUGAAACUGACGCUGGAAAGCAACGACAAAAAAUGUCGUAAGACAGAAUCACGAAUAUUUUAAUGUUAUUUACAGCGAUCUAGAAAAUGUUAUUAAUGCCAUUGUAUCAUUGAUAAAUGCGCGAGUAUCGGACAACGGGAUUUAGGGGCCUGAUGUCAUGUACACUUUCAUUUUAAUUUGACCAAAAAAAAAAAAAAUCGUGACGAGUAAACGAGUAAAGUCAGCCUGAUGUCGCUUAGAUAAUUUUAGCUGUACAGUCGUAGUAUACGAGUUUGUCUUUAUUUGUUACAUCUUAUUUAAAUAAAGUGUACAUGAAGAUACAUACAGCAGAGUUAUUUGUACAUCGCAAUUGCCAUGAUGUACAUUUGUAAAAUAAAUUCUGCACACCACUAUGUGCCUUUAUGUAUUACAUCCUAUUGUA
This is a messenger RNA of Linepithema humile (Argentine ant), 2033 nucleotides long. Its product is annotated as protein tumorous imaginal discs, mitochondrial. NCBI's taxonomy places the organism in Eukaryota, Metazoa, Arthropoda, Insecta, Hymenoptera, Formicidae. The record is from RefSeq and is a predicted model, not a curated record. Gene Ontology annotation, biological process: negative regulation of apoptotic process; response to heat; mitochondrion organization. Gene Ontology annotation, cellular component: mitochondrion. Gene Ontology annotation, molecular function: heat shock protein binding; ATP binding.